UUGCCAUAUUAACUCAUUGAAAAUAUUUUACUCUUUAUCAAAUAAAAAACUGUGACAUGACAAAGAAAAUAAUACAGUAUUCAAUCAAUUUGACGAUGUGCACUAAUUAUUUUAGUUAUGGAUAACUUUCUUGACUCUUAACCAUAUUUCUCAAUAGUGCAACAAUGGAAUCUAAUCAGUUAUCAAAUUUAUCAUCAAUAGUAUCACGUUUAGCUGGAAAAUAAUUGAUCACAUUCUUGUAAUAGUAAACAUGACAGUUGAUUUACGUUAUCACCAUACUAUAUAUCACCUAGAUCUGAUAGAUAAAGCAGCAAAAAUGUCCUAGAUGACUUAAUAAGUCUAUCAGAGAUUAUAAUUCCUUACCAGGCCCAUUAUAUGAAACAAAACUGAAAUUACUCGACCAUUGCAUCCACUCAGUAUGUGGUAGCUUAGCUGGUGGGGCUUUGAUAUGUGUAAUGUCAGCUGAGAGUGGGGUAUCAGCUGACUGACAGAAGGGAAACACCCGCGUUACUGUUAACAUCGGAGUUUUGUUGUAGAAGGCGCCAAUUUUGGUUAAAUAAGGACAUUUGAUUGAAUUUUAUGACCACCAAGACUUUCAUUUUACUUUAUAAAUUCAUGAGAUAUUUAUCUACAGAGUAAAAAAAAUGGUUCAGUACUAGGCAGCAACUGUUGAAUAUUCCUGCGAAAGAUUGCAAACAAUUUUAUAAUACAAGGCAUGUUACUGUGUGAACAUGAAAUAUAUAUCUAUGAACAUAAAAAGAAAUAGAAGAAUGUAAAAGCCAAGAGAGAGGAAAGAGAGAAUGAUCGUGUAAAUGCCGGACACUCAAUACAAAAGAUUUCGUGGGAGAUGUCUAUGAAAGUGUGAGCCUGUAAAAAAAGGAGCACAGAAAGCUAAGGAUUUCUCAAAAUGGGAAAACUCCUCAGCCUAUUGGCUCGAGAUGAGUCAACUUGCUGUACUCCACAAAAGUAUGAUGUUUUCCUAGACUUUGAAAAUGCCCAACCCUCGGAUUUUGAGAGAGAAACGUUUGAAGCAGUACAACGUGUUUUGAAAAAUUCAGAAUCUAUUCUAGAAGAAAUUCAAUGCUACAAAGGUGCUGGUAAAGAAAUUCGUGAAGCUAUUUCUGUGCCUACAGAAGAGUGCCAGCGCAAGGCGUACCUGACUGUUGUACCUCUCGUGGCUAAACUUAAAAGAUUCUACGAAUUUUCAUUGGAACUAGAGCGCAUUGUACCACAAAUAUUAGGUCAAUUAUGUUCCGGUAACUUAUCUCCGAUGCAACACCUUGAAACUCAACAAGCAUUGGUAAAACAAUUUGCUGAAAUUCUUGAAUUUGUCUUCAAGUUUGAUGAACACAAAAUGAAAACACCAGCCAUUCAAAAUGACUUUAGUUAUUAUCGAAGAACUUUAACAAAGGCAAAAGACAAUCCUGAAAAUGACUUGGUAGUUGGUAAUGAACUCGCUAAUCGUAUGUCAUUAUUUUAUGCCCAUGCCACACCCAUGUUACAUGUUUUGAGUCACGCUACCAUAACUUUUUUGAUGGAGAGAGAAGAUAUACCAAGAGAGAAUAUUACCGAGACUCUGGGCACAAUGGCUAAAGUUUGUCUGAGGAUGCUUGAAAAUUCUAGUUUAUUGGCCCAAUUCCAAAGAGAAGAAACACAACUGUUCGUAUUAAGGGUAAUGGUUGGUUUGGUCAUUCUUUACGACCACGUUCAUCCCCAAGGAGUUUUUGUUAAAGGUUCUAAUGUCGAUGUCAAGGGAUGUGUUAAACUGCUGAAAGAUCAACCUUCAUGUAAAAGCGAAGGAUUGCUGAAUGCUUUAAAGUAUACGACGAAACAUUUGAAUGAAGAAAAUACACCGAAAAACAUAAAAAAUCUUUUAGCAGCAUGAUUACCGAAGCAGCGAGGUUGUUGCAUCCGAAAUUGAAGCAUUUUAGCUCAGUACUGUACUCUUUUAAUUAUUUUCUUAAAAAUAUAGAACAAUAAGGAUAAUAAUGACAAAAAAAGUAUCUAUCAUUGUGAUGAUUACGAUAAAAAAUUAUGUAAUUUAUAACUGCCAAUUGAAUAAUUUGAAAAAUUAAAUUCAUAGAAUGUGUAGAUAGUUGGUGGAGAUAUCGGAAAAGUAGUUUUUAUCAAACAAAUUGUGAAACUAUCGUGAUCCUGACGAUUAAGGGUAUAUAUUUACUUUAUGAUUAACUGAUUAAAUCAAUAAGUAAUUAUUAUAUUUCUUUUGCGAAUUAUAGUAGUUUUACGGAAAGUUUUCGAAUUAUAUAAGAAAUUAGAUUGUGAUUUUUCUGUCAAAUCGAUUGAAACAACAUCAUGACAUUUGAAGAAAUCAAUUAAAGCUGCUCAAAGCAACAGUUAAUUGAAAAUAUGGAAUUCCUUUUAGUUUAUCGAUAUCUAGUAUGAGGUUCUCAAAUUAAAAAAAGUAUAAUUGAAUUGUAAUCUAUAAAACUAUUAUUGAACUUUUUUAAUAAAAUUUCUAUCUAGAUGAAAAUACUCAUAAAA
Molecule: messenger RNA, 2502 nt
Organism: Chelonus insularis
Lineage: Eukaryota; Metazoa; Arthropoda; Insecta; Hymenoptera; Braconidae
Product: CYFIP-related Rac1 interactor B
Exons: 9
Coding region: 908-1885 (325 amino acids)
Biological process (GO): regulation of actin filament polymerization
Molecular function (GO): small GTPase binding
Source: RefSeq, a predicted model, not a curated record